AUGGCGGAUGCGGAGCAGGAGGCGGAGGGCGGCAGCGAGGAGGGCGGCGGCGGCGCGCGCCCGGCUCCCCCCGGCCCGAGCGGCCGCGCCGCGCGCGUGGCCCCGCUGGGCCCCGAGCAGCUGCGGCGGGUCCUGGAGCAGGUGACGAAGGCGCAGCCGCGCGCCGAGCCACCGCCGCCGCCCUUCGUGCUGCAGGACGCGGCGCGGCGGCUGCGGGACGCGGCCCAGCAGGCCGCCCUGCAGCGAGGCCCGGGCGCCGAGCCCCCGCGCCCGCCGCGCUUGCUGCCGCCCCAGCAACUGGAAGCCAUUUGUGUCAAGGUAACAUCUGGAGAAGCCAAAGGUCAGGAGAGGUCGAUGCCCCCGCUGGCCGCCAUCCAUCCACUGAGCCAGUUGCCCGGGAGCUUCUCUGGCGUGUUGGGACUCGGGGUGGCCGGCCCCCAGCUGCUUGGGACACAGCCCCUCCCCAGUGCCGCGCCUCAGCCCUGCUUCCUGAGUAGCUCACCUCAGCCUCCCGUCCGGCUAUUGGUACAGCGGCCGCUGCCUGCCCUCCAGCCCAUCCCCGCGAAGAGAGGGGUGGCCUCCGAGGCUCCAGAUGGACAGGGCGUCCCUUUGUCAGCCUCUCGCCCACCGGCAGUGACAUCAGUUCCCCCCAGCUCAGCAAAUGCAGCUACUUCUGACGUGCACAGCAAGCACCCUGAGAAACUAAAAAAAUCUUUAAAAGUGAAAACACGUUCUGGACGGAUAUCUCGACCUCCCAAGUACAAAGCUAAAGAUUACAAGUUCAUCAAGACAGAGGACUUGGCUGACGGCCACCUGUCAGAUUCGGACGACUACUCGGAGCUGAGCGUGGAGGAGGAGGAAGACCCGCGGGGCGGGCAGGCGCUCUUCGAUGCGGCGAGCCACUCCCUGAGGCCCAAAAUGUUUAGGUGUCCGGCAUGCGAGAAGUCAUACAUCGGAAGAGGGGGGCUGGCCCGGCACUUCCGGCUGCAUCCAGGCCAUGGGCAGCUGGAGCCUGCGCUGGUGCCUGUGGAGAAGGCUGCUGGGAGCGUGACCCAGGGCCUGGGGGAGGGGAAGGCCCGGAGCCCGGCCUCCCCGGAGCUGUCCACGCCAGCCCUGCUGAGUGAGGAGGGGGCUCGGCCUGCCCAGGUCAGCCUGCAGAAGGGCUGGUCUGCAGAAGCGGGGGAGAUGGCGGUGUCCGAAGCAGGAAAUGGAAGCUGUGCAGCCCUGCUAGGGUCGGAGACACACGGCGGACCUGGUAGCGGCUACUCUGUGGCACCCGCCGAGCCCAGCACCCUGGUCCGGGAGCAGAGCAGGCCAGGCCCCCCGCAGGCCGGUGUGACCAGGAGCCUGGCCAGGCUCAAGGAGUUUCUCCAGCAGGGUGACCCGGAGGACUUGGUGGCAUUAGCUCUCCCCACGCUGACUCAGGCCGUGACCGUGUAUGAAUUUCUCCUGCUGAAGGCUGGAGGCCACCAGGGAAAGCCUUUCUUCCCAGCCGUGUACAGGGAAUUCGAAGAGCUGCACAAGCAGGUCAAGAAGAUGUGCCAGGAGUACCUCAGCAGCCCCGGCCCGUGCCCCCUGGAGCCGCUGGAAAUAAGCAACAGCAAGCUCGCAGAGUCUCUGGGAAUCCCGGAAGGUCCCCGGCAGAAGGAGCUGCAUGGGGACUGCUCGGCCCCCCAGUGUACCAGCCGGCCGGUGGAGGAGCCAGAGCAGGCCUGCGCGCCCAAGAGGGGCCAUGAGAAUGCAGGGGAGGCGCCGGCCUGGGUGAAGAGGGCCCGAAGAGGGGCUCGGCCCCCAGAAUGCAGGUCUGACGGCUGCCCGAAGCCAGCCUCGUGGGCCCCGGCUGCCGGUCCCACCCCUGGAGUCAACGGGAGCGCCUCCCUGCGCUCUGAGGACGGCCUUGAGGCGCCCACGUGGCUGCGGUGGGAGGCCUCGCUUGACCCCGAGGCCCCUGGUCUCUCGAGUCAGGGUGUCAGCAUGCCAGGUCUUAACACGCGGGCAGGAGAGCUGGGGAUGCGGGCCCGGGGUCACGUGUCCCCCCAGGAGGAUGCUUGGGAACGCUCCUCAGACCAGAACUUGGGGGACAGUCUGGGGAGCCCCUUGAUGGCUGCUGGAGAGGAGGCCCCACUGCCCGGUGGGCCUGGAAGCAGGGUGGCAGGAAAGCCCUGCAAGACGCAGGCCUCCCUGCUGAAGAGCCCUCCCUCCAGCGCUGGAGCCGCCCUGCUCCCGGAGGGUGCCGCCCCCUGGCUGGAGGUCCCCUGGCCCAUGGACGACCUUUUGGGAAGCCACGAGGGGACGCCGACGCUGAGCUGAGAGGACUGGAGGGCGCGCUGACCAACGGGCACCGUGAGUGGCGGGCUUAGGGAGAGGAGCAGGCGCCCAUGCUGACUUCCGGAAGGUCAGCUGCGCCCCAUGCAGGUUUCAGGGUGUCUGGGGAGGGGGACUUGGUCAUCAUGACUGGUGCAGUGGGGCCUGCCCUGCCAAGGGGUCCCCUAGAGCAGGGGAGGAGGUGCCUCAAGUGCAGUAGGGCAGAGCCCCAGAGCUAGAUGUGCCUGCAUUUCAUCCCAGGAGGGUCUGUGUCAGCUGCCCCUGGGCUCCUGCCGGGAAGCAGUGACAGGAGCUGCUUCUCAGGCGAGGCUGAGGAGGGUCUGCAAAGGGCGGGAGAAGGGGUGGGCGCGAGAUGGGGGAAUCCAGGCUGCUUUUCCCAGCUCCUGGAAUGCAAGAGACCAAGCUGUGAAACGGGGAACUUCCAGAGAUGGGGGAGACCAACUGGUGCAUUUCUGAGGGCCCAGAGACUUGGAACUGCAGCAGAUCCCCUCUGGCAGCUGACAGAGCACAUGAGAGCCCAAUAAACACUCCUUGCU
Talpa occidentalis (Iberian mole) is the source of this 2861-nucleotide messenger RNA. It is a transcript of the gene ZNF839, whose product is annotated as zinc finger protein 839. Bases 1 to 2310 code for a protein of 769 amino acids. The transcript has 8 exons. NCBI's taxonomy places the organism in Eukaryota, Metazoa, Chordata, Mammalia, Eulipotyphla, Talpidae. The record is from RefSeq and is a predicted model, not a curated record.